AUGACUGAAGAUUCUGGCCCUAGUUCAGAACACCAAGAAGGGGAUCCUACCCAAAAAAGUAUUGAUCAAUGUACACUCAAAGGGAAGAAAAGAGUGGUUUCAUAUAAGGAUGUGGUGUUGCAGCUGAAUGGAGAGGAGGACGAGGACCGCAGUGAUGACGAGGACUGGAUAACUAUCCAAAAAAAGGAGGAAGAGGAAGAUGGAAAGAUGAUGGUAGAAGAGGAAGCGAAGCAGGGAGACCCUCUGUGUCCUGUCUAUAAGGUUUGUCCUAUACAGUAUAAGGAGGAUUGUAAGAAGUGGAGGAAUGCAUUAAUCAUCAAACUAUUAGGGAAGAGGAUUAAUAACAGGUUCCUAAUGGCUAGAUUGCUGAAACAAUGGUGCCUUCAAGGAAGGUUUGAGAUUAUUGACCUCGAAAAUGGGUAUAUCCUUAUUAAUCUCCACAGUGAGAAAGAAUAUUUCCAUGUUCUUCAUGAAGGACCUUGGGUUUUUGUUGAGCACUAUGUAACGGUGCAGAGGUGGAGACCGAUGUUCGACCCUUAUGAUGAGAAUAUUAAAAGAAUGGCAGUCUGGCUGAGGAUUCCAGGACUUCCAAUAGAGUUUUACUCAAUGCAGAAUCUAUGGAAGAUUGGCAACUUAUUUGGAAAAACUCUGAAGAUAGAUAGAAACUCUCUGAAGAAGACAGACGCAGGAGAGGGGGAAUAUACGGAGAAAGGCAAAUAUGCCAGAAUUUGUGUUGAGGUAGACCUGAGGAGAAGUUUUUUUAUCCAAAUUUGA
Messenger RNA from Gastrolobium bilobum, 774 nucleotides. RefSeq lists its product as uncharacterized. The transcript has a single exon. The coding region runs from base 1 to 774 and encodes 257 amino acids. The record is from RefSeq and is a predicted model, not a curated record. Lineage: Eukaryota; Viridiplantae; Streptophyta; Magnoliopsida; Fabales; Fabaceae.